AUGCAUAGAAGGCUAGAAUCAAGUUCUUCCAGUUCUAACAUUGCACCUGAGGAGAUUGAUUGUGGCUCUGUAGCAGUUCCAUCCGAUGCAUCAGCAGAAAGCAAUGAAAUUGUUUCUUCUCAACCAUCUAUCAGAGAUCCUGCAUUGUCUAGACCAAACAGGGAUGAAGACUUUGACCUUGAUCUCGAGGAUAUUAUGGUAAUGGAGGCAAUCUGGCUUUCUAUUCAGGGAAACAGCCGACCAAGAAAUAUGUCCUAUGAUUUUUCGUCCGAGCAGUAUGGGACACAAUGCUUUAUGCCACAAAACACUGCUGCUCAACCACCGGUUGUUGCUUCAUCAUCUUCAUCAUCAUCAUCAUCUCCUUCUGGCGGUCUUGCCUGUGCAAUUGCAGCCCUUGCCGAACGUCAGCAGAUGGUCCCUGGGAAUGUCGUGUCAACAGAUGACGUACACUGUAACAAUAGCUUCUACAGCACGCUGAGCCAGCAGCACGCAGAUACUUAUGCUCAACCUGAGAGCUCCAGCAAUGUGUCGCCUGAUUGCCAAAUCAUAGUGACAAGGGACGAUGCAGAAUGGAUCGGAAAUCGUGGAUCCGAUGCUGCUGCCGAAGCAGGCACGAGUUACUCGACAAGCUCCUCUGAUACGACGGCAGAAGAGUGUGGAAGUUCUUCCUUAUCGCCAUUGCCGCCUUCAGAUUCCCGGCCACCACUGCUGAAUGAGAUGGGAGGACCUCUUCUUCCUGAAAGCUUUGAGGAGCAGAUGAUGCUGGCCAUGGCAGUUUCGCUUGCUGAGGCUCGAGCUGUAACGACAGGAAGCACGUGGCAAUGA
Molecule: messenger RNA, 825 nt
Organism: Linum trigynum
Lineage: Eukaryota; Viridiplantae; Streptophyta; Magnoliopsida; Malpighiales; Linaceae
Source: the annotation of a GenBank genome assembly